AUGCCUAAAGAACUAUCGGAAUCACACAAAAAUUAUUUUGUUAAACGAUGUUUUUUUAUGUCACGCAUGUAUGGAAUGGGCUGCUUUAACCCUCUCGUACCUGUUAUUCCGGUCCAACAACCUAUGCCGAUUGGCAUGAUGCCAGUCAUGAACGGCAAUGGCAUGAAUGGUGGCAUGAAUGGUGCUAUGAAUGGUGGCAUGAAUGGUGGCAUGAAUGGUGCUAUGAAUGGUGGCAUGAAUGGUGGCAUGAAUGGUGGCAUGAAUGGUGCUAUGAAUGGUGGCAUGAAUGGUGGCAUGAAUGGUGCUAUGAGUGGUGGCAUGAAUGGUGGCAUGAAUGGUGGCAAGAAUGGUGCUAUGAAUGGUGCUAUGAGUGGUGGCAUGAAUGGUGGCAACGGUAAUG
This is a messenger RNA of Ambispora gerdemannii, 400 nucleotides long. NCBI's taxonomy places the organism in Eukaryota, Fungi, Glomeromycota, Glomeromycetes, Archaeosporales, Ambisporaceae. The record is from the annotation of a GenBank genome assembly.